AGAUCCAAUAAUGGCGAUGGUACCACAUAUGACCUUGAAAAGACAGUUCUUGAAUUUUUAGUGCUGGUUUACAAUAUUCUCUCCAUGCUUUACCUCAUCGGGUUGGGUUUAUCAACAAUCGAGGAUAUAUCAGUAUCUGGUCUUGAUGUAAUAAAAAAAUGUGACCACAUUUUCAUUGAUGCCUAUACGUCCGUUCUUACUCACGGCAUAGAGAGAAUAUCCGAGUUUUGUGGUAAACAAGUUAAAGAUGCCGAUCGUGAAUUUACAGAAAACGAGAGCAAUUCAAUGAUUACAUUAGCUAAAACUGCUAAUGUUGCUUUCCUGGUUGUUGGUGAUCCACUUUGUGCUACUACUCACUCCGAUUUAAUUAUUCGUGCAAUAAAGGAAAAAAUUCCAUAUAAGGUGAUCCAUAAUGCUGGAAUUAUGACUGCAGUUGGUUGCUGUGGAUUACAACUCUACAGAAUGGGUGAGACAGUAUCUAUCCCUCUUUGGAACGAAUACUUCCAUCCUGAGAGUUUUUAUCUGAAAAUUGCAGCGAAUUUUGUUAGAGGUCUUCAUACUUUAUGCCUUUUAGACAUAAAAAUGAAAGAAAAAUCAGUGGAAGCUCUUUUGCAUGAUAGAGAUAUCUACGAUCCGCCGAGAUUCAUGGUCUGCCCCGAAGCUGGUUAUCAGAUCCUAGAAACCGCCAGACGUAUUCGUCAUCGAGUGGUAGAAUAUGAUGAAUCUGAUCCGGAAGAAUUUCGGGAACUCGAGCCCGAAGUUUAUCUCGAUCCGGAUUGCCUCGUUGUCUGCUUAGCUCGUGUUGGCACUCCAACUCAAUCAAUCGUUGUCACGACGCUUCAAAUUCUUGGGUCUUCAUCACCCUCUGAAAUUGGCGAUUCUCCUGAAUUCUCUGAAGCAUUGGGAGGUCCUAUGCAUUGUAUGAUAUUUCCCGGCGAACUGCAUCCGAUGGAAAAGGAAUUUCUGACUUCUCGUCUCCUUGUGGGCGAUGAAUUGGAAGGUUUGCAAACGAAUUGCGAUGGAACUUCCUUACCAAUUCUUCUGCCACCAUCAAAGGAAGGAACCUCGUUUAAGGAAAGAGUUGCAGCUAUGUUUAACAGGCAUGAGGAUAUAGUUAAACUAACAAAGAAGUGUCGUUAA
Messenger RNA from Rodentolepis nana, 1140 nucleotides. The record is from the annotation of a GenBank genome assembly. NCBI's taxonomy places the organism in Eukaryota, Metazoa, Platyhelminthes, Cestoda, Cyclophyllidea, Hymenolepididae.